GAGAGACCCGUCUCCGCCUCAUCCACGGCUCCGCCACGAUGCUCGCGACCGCCGCCCCGCGCCUCCGCGCCGCCGCGGCCGGCCUCUCGCUGCCGGCGCCUGUGAGGGCGCGGUUCGUGGGUCUCCCGAUCAGGCGUCCGGCCCUCCACGCGUCGCUGCGCCUGCGGGCCUCGGCGGCGGCGGCCCCGCCGGCGAAGGAAGGGGCGGAGGAGAUGGGGUUCCAGGAGAUGGCGGCCGGGACGCGGAGGCGGUACUACAUGCUCGGGGGGAAGGGUGGGGUCGGGAAGACGAGCUGCGCGGCGUCGCUGGCCGUGCGCUUCGCCAACAACGGGCACCCCACCCUCGUCGUCUCCACCGACCCUGCGCACUCCCUCAGCGACUCCUUCGCUCAGGAUUUGAGCGGCGGGGCGCUCGUGCAGGUGGAGGGGCCUGAGGCGCCACUGUUUGCGCUUGAGAUAAAUCCUGAGAAGGCUCGUGAAGAGUUUCGGACAGCAACUCAGAAGAAUGGAGGGACUGGGGUAAAGGAUUUCAUGGACGGCAUGGGACUGGGAAUGCUUGCUGAGCAGCUUGGGGAGUUAAAACUGGGGGAAUUAUUGGACACACCACCGCCAGGAUUGGAUGAAGCGAUAGCAAUUUCAAAGGUAAUUCAAUUUCUUGAAGCACAAGAGUACAGCAUGUUUAGCCGCAUUGUUUUUGACACUGCUCCAACGGGCCAUACACUCCGUUUACUAUCCUUGCCAGAUUUCUUGGAUGCAUCUAUUGGGAAGAUCUUGAAGCUUAGGAGCAAGAUUGCAUCUGCAACAUCAGCUAUUAAAUCAGUUUUUGGACAAGAAGUACAACAGCAGGAUGCAGCGAACAAAUUGGAGCAGCUAAGAGAAAGGAUGGUCAAAGUGCGAGAGCUUUUCCGUGACACAGAAUCAACGGAAUUUAUAAUCGUGACAAUUCCAACAGUGAUGGCAAUAAGUGAAUCAGCAAGACUACAUUUAUCCCUCAAGAAGGAAAGUGUUCCUGUUAAGAGACUCAUUGUUAAUCAAAUUCUACCACCUUCAUCAUCAGACUGUAAAUUCUGUGCUAUAAAAAGGAAGGAUCAAACACGUGCUUUGGAUGUGAUAAGAAAUGAUCCAGAGCUAAUGGGGCUGAACAUAAUCCAAGCACCUCUUGUGGACAUGGAAAUAAGAGGUGUUCCUGCUCUUAAGUUUUUGGGCGAUAUAGUGUGGAAGUAACUUCAGGAAAUAGGACAACUUCAUCGCACCUGCUCAGCUGUGUCACCAUUACAUUACUGAAGUGCUUUGCAAUUUGCAAAGUUUGGAAACUGCAAGUGGCAUGGAUAGAGCGAGAAUGAAAGUGUGCAACUUAGCAGAUGCCCAACCUUCUGUGAGUAUUCAGUACACUGGAGGGUUUACUGGAUUAGCCUAGGGUGAUUACACUUGAGGAGAUUGCAUCGAGCUGCACUAAUAAUAACAAAUCAAUUGAGCCAUAUGUACGGAUAUACCAGUGAUAUUUGUACUUCUUUAUCUGUACAUAUAGGAGCGAUCCUGGGAUUUUUGAGGCCAUAACUCGGUAAGAAAUUAAUUUUGUUCGUGCAUCAUGUAAA
Messenger RNA from Oryza brachyantha (malo sina), 1594 nucleotides. RefSeq names its product ATPase GET3B. Gene Ontology annotation, cellular component: GET complex. The record is from RefSeq and is a predicted model, not a curated record. Gene Ontology annotation, molecular function: ATP binding; ATP hydrolysis activity. The coding region runs from base 39 to 1223 and encodes 394 amino acids. Gene Ontology annotation, biological process: post-translational protein targeting to endoplasmic reticulum membrane. NCBI's taxonomy places the organism in Eukaryota, Viridiplantae, Streptophyta, Magnoliopsida, Poales, Poaceae. The transcript is spliced from 10 exons.